GACGCCUGCUAUAGGAUGAAAAUCACGGGCAAGCCCCGGCCCGUCCUGGGCCAUAUCGAUGGCUGGGUGAAACCGGGCAUAUCAACAGCCCUAUUGGGCGUUUCCGGUGCGGGCAAGACAGAUUUGCUGGACUGUAUGACUAAUAAUCGCACUGGGGUAAGUAUGCUUACUGGUGAAAUGCUAAUCAAUGUGAAGUUAUGCGAGAAAAGCUUUCAGCGCAAGACGGGGUAUGCGCAACAGCAAGAUCUACACCGGGAUACGACCGCCGUCCGUGAGCCUUCUGCUAUGUUGUUUCAACGCUUCGAUUUCUCGGUAUUCCUUACAGAGGGGGGAAGCACUGUCUACUUCAGCAGGGUGUUUCGAUCCCUGAUAACCUCAAGCAUGCGCUAA
Molecule: messenger RNA, 390 nt
Organism: Aspergillus aculeatinus CBS 121060
Lineage: Eukaryota; Fungi; Ascomycota; Eurotiomycetes; Eurotiales; Aspergillaceae
Exons: 1
Molecular function (GO): ATP binding; ATP hydrolysis activity
Source: RefSeq, a predicted model, not a curated record